AUGACAGGAGCUUCUAUUUGGUACAAAACCAAUUUCGAGCCUUACUGUAACUGGUUCCCCGGCUGGCGAGGAGAGCGGAACAAGCAGCCCAACGACGACGGGUUCAGCGGACAGGACUGCCUCGAGCUGAGGAGGCUGUAUACCCACUCUUCGGGGGCCACCCUCACCGCCAGCUACCAAUGGAACGACAGGGACUGCGCCACUCCCAACUACUACAUCUGUGAGGCCCUUCCAAAUGGUGAUAAAAUGCCCUCGGAGAAGGACAUGUGGAGAUCCGAGUGCAACAGGACCUUAACCCUGACCAUGGAAGAACCUGUGACCGUGGUGACCUCACCGGGGUUCCCUGACCACUAUCCUGACGACACCAUCUGCCUCGUCACCAUCAGCGCACCAUCGGCUUUCACAGUCCUCGUCGAAUUCGAGGAACUGGUUUUGGAGAAGGAACCAACGUGA
Nezara viridula (southern green stink bug) is the source of this 453-nucleotide messenger RNA. NCBI's taxonomy places the organism in Eukaryota, Metazoa, Arthropoda, Insecta, Hemiptera, Pentatomidae. The record is from the annotation of a GenBank genome assembly.